Molecule: messenger RNA, 1176 nt
Organism: Globicephala melas (long-finned pilot whale)
Lineage: Eukaryota; Metazoa; Chordata; Mammalia; Artiodactyla; Delphinidae
Gene: APOA5
Product: apolipoprotein A5
Biological process (GO): positive regulation of fatty acid biosynthetic process; cholesterol efflux; very-low-density lipoprotein particle remodeling
Cellular component (GO): high-density lipoprotein particle; chylomicron; extracellular region
Molecular function (GO): phosphatidylcholine-sterol O-acyltransferase activator activity; phosphatidylcholine binding
Source: RefSeq, a predicted model, not a curated record
AUGUCUGCUCUCUGUGCCCAGAAGCGAGCAGGCCUCCAUUCACCUUUCUUCUCAGAGAACAUCAUGGCAAGUAUGGCUGCAGUUCUGACCUGGGCUCUGGCCCUCCUCUCAGUGCUUUCAAUCACCCAGGCACGGAAAGGCUUCUGGGACUACUUCAGCCAGAGCAGCACGGACAAAGGCAGGGUGGAGCAGAUCCAGCAGCAGAAGCUGGCACGGGAGCCCACGAGCCUGAAAGACAGACUUGAGCCAGACGUCAGCAAUAUGAACAACUUCCUGGAAAAGCUGGGCCCUUUGAAUGGGCAGGGGAGGGAGCCUUCCGGGCUCCCACACGACCCGGUGGGCAUGCGGCAGCAGCUGCAGGAGGAGCUGGAGGAAGUGAGGAAGCGUCUGGAGCCCUACAUGGCCGAGGUGCACGAGCGCGUGGGCUGGAACCUGGAGGGGUUGCGGCGGCAGCUGCAGCCCUACACGGUGGAGCUGAUGGAGCAGGUGGCCCUGCGCGUGCAGGAGCUGCAGGAGCAGCUGCGCGUGGUCGGAGAGGGCACCAAGGCCCAGCUGCUGGGGGGCGUGGAAGAGGCGCGGAGCCUGCUGCAGGAGCUGCAGGACCACGUGGCAAACCACACUGGCCGCGUGAAGGAGCUCUUCCACCCGUACGCGGAGCGCCUGGUGACCGGCAUCGGGCACCACGUGCAGGAGCUGCACCGCAGCGUGGCGCCGCACGCGGCCGCCAGCCCGGCGCGCCUCAGCCGCUGCGUGCAGGUGCUCUCGCGCAAGCUCACGCUCAAGGCCAAGGCCCUGCACACGCGCAUCCAGCAGAACCUCGACCAGCUGCGUGAAGAGCUCAGCGCCUUUGCUGGUGCCGGUGCUGACGGUGCAGAGGAAGAGGCCCAGCCGGACCCACAGGUGCUGUCUCAGGAGGUACGCCAACGACUCCAGGCUUUCCGCCACGACACCUUCCUGCAGAUUGCCGCCUUCACUCGUGCCAUUGACCAAGAGACCAAGCAGAUCCAGCAGCAGCUGGCGCCACCUCCGCCAGGCCACAGCGCCUUCGCUCCAGAAUUCCUACAAGGGGACCGAGGCAAGGCCCGGAGCGAGCUGCAGGCCCGCCUCGACGACCUGUGGGAAGACAUCAACUACAGCCUUCGUGACCAUAGUCCUGGCCAUCUGGGGGAGCCCUGA